AUGUUGGCGCCUCGAGAUUGGAGUGUUGACGCUGUUGUGUCGAGACUGCGCAGGACCUCCUGUGGGCAGUCGGCCUGUCCGCUCGAAAGGGAAUCGAAUGAAAAUUUUUGGGAAAAAGAGGAGCGGGAUGUAGAACUGUUUACCCCACCGUUCAGUAAUACAUUAGAACCGAAAACGUUAUUUUCAUCCAUCUCAAAUGUUUUCAAACGUAAAAAAGAUGCGACGGCUGAGCACGAAGAAAGUGAAUUUGCAAAGAUGACUGAAGCGGAACGAAUCCAGAAGCUGCAAGAAGAAAUGCUAAAAACUCAGAGCCUGUACCAACGUGAGCUUGAAAGAUUGGAGAAAGAAAAUAAAAAUUUGAAGCAAAGAUUAUUGCUCAAAGAUCAGGAUGCUUCACGAAGACUCAAGAAAAUCAAGAGAUCCUUAAUCGAUAUGUAUUCGGAGGCACUGGAUUUGCUCAACGAUUAUGAUUCAUCUUAUAAUACAGCCGAUAAUUUACCACGAGUAGUUGUCGUUGGAGAUCAGAGUUCUGGUACGGCGUUUUUAUCGAUUGAUGUACAGAUAUGCGAUAGUUGCAGCUAUGGCAUUAGUUUUGUAAUGCAGCGUAUUACACAACUAAUUUGA
Molecule: messenger RNA, 624 nt
Organism: Gongylonema pulchrum
Lineage: Eukaryota; Metazoa; Nematoda; Chromadorea; Rhabditida; Gongylonematidae
Source: the annotation of a GenBank genome assembly